AACUGGGCAGCGAGAAAACAGGUCCUAAUGUUUUUCCCUUUUAUUUGUCAUGGUUCAACGAUCCUCUUACUUAUCCCCAACUACAUACCAGACUUUAUAAAAUAAUCCGCAGUUUCCGGUAACAUCACACGUCAAAAAAAUUUCAAUUGUAGUUUUUUUAAAUUCAAUUGAACCCAUGACAUAUUUAUCUAAAAAAAAAACACAAAAUUGCAGUUAAAAACUAAUUAAUACCACUUUAUUUUCGCACUUCGACAGCCCCAACUAUUGUGUAUAAAAAGAAACCCAGAAUUGUUAAUGAAAAAAAAAUACUAAUCAGCUUAUUAAUUAACUUUCCCGUAAGUUGUUUCAUUCAAGGAAUUCGUCAGCGAAAUUAUCAUAGUAACGACCGUAAACGUCAUAACUCCCUGAAACCUAGUAUAGUUUAUACAAGUGAAGAAAUGUGAAAAAAAAAAUUGUGAUAAGAGACACAAGUCGACACGAGUCGUUUAAUUAUUGUUUCAUAGUCAGUACAGCAAAGUGUAGUGAAGAUAAACGUCGGCUUGUAGAGAACUUGGCGCAGUCCUCGCUGUACUUCAACGUGGAAGGAUGCCAGGGGAGACUGUCCUCACUGUCAUCGUCUGUUUACUCAUUCUAUUGGGUCCCACGUGUCAGUCGGCGCCAGCUGCGGUGGUUGCAUCUAAAGGAUGGACCAUUGGUAAUGGAAUUGAAUACCAUUUGACAACAAUUGUUCUGUCGAGAGAGUCUGGUGCACCGAAGUCCGGUGGUGAUGUUGGAUUUCAAUUCACCGGCGACUUGCGUGUCGCGGCUGUUUGGAGUGAUCCUAAGGAUUUGGAUGUACAACUUCUCGAAAUUAAGCUACUCACCUCUCAGCUGUACAUUAAAUCGCGAAAGGCCCCGGAGCCGGAAGGAUUCGUCGAGCACUCAUCGAAGAUUGACGACAUCCCGCAGCACCCGAUCUACGUUCUCUGGAAGAACGGUGAGAUUCUGAAGGUGUUCCUCAGCCCCGACGAGACAAUCUCCUCCGCGAACUUCAAACGCGGACUGGCAAGUCUCUUUCAAUACAGAACCGUUGAUGGAGACUACCGGGAGCACGAUGCCUCUGGCAUCUGCAACGUCACCUACGAGUCUCGCGGUCCUCAUGUGAUUGCAAAAUCCAAAAAUCACUGCGAAGCGAUCAAUCUAUCGCCACGUGCUCAGCAUCCUAGUCCCGUCCUGGGAGUUAACUUAGACAGCUCUAGGUUCGCCACCUACACGCUAGACCCUUCACUCCUGCCAGUGAAGAUUGAAGAGACUGAAAUUCACGAGGUGACGCUCCAGGCGAAGCCCGAAGUCGGCGCAACCGUCACUAGUCAGAGGAUCCUCCAAGAAACGCAAAGAGUGACGGCUGCGAGGAUUGAUGGUAGGAGUGUCAGGGAUGCCAUUGUUCAUCUGCAACCUGGCUACAAGGAAGUGGAUAUCAAUCUUCAGGUGGAGCUGAUCACGUGUCCUGAAUCUGGUUGUCCAACGUUGGAAGAAAUAAUCGAGCAGAACCGCGAAGCCCUAGAGAUUUCCGCCAUCGGAAGCGCAAAAUCUGCCGCCGCCUUUUUGAAACUCAUUCCCCUAGUGCGCGACGCAUCGGCAGACGAUCUGGUAAAAAUUCUGAAGAGCCCGCGUUAUCUCCAGCUGAAGACCCAACUGCUGGACGUCCUUGGAUCAGCAUGCACUCCCGCCACUCAUCAGGCAGCCAUGAAGCUCCUCCGUCAGGACGAAACGGGCGACGACACUGAGCGUUAUCUGUGGGCAUUGUCCAUGUCCCCAGUCCCUCACCCAGACAUUAUCAAAGACGUCCUCAAGCGUUCUGAGGAGACGCUCCAAAACCAACGAGUAUCGGAAACCCUAGCGCUCACUGCGGCGGCCAUGGCGAGACAACUUGAUGUGUCCGUGAUAAAGGAGAAGGUUCGUGUCAGCCUGGAGCUUGGACUAGACACCUGCACCGGGGAUGACUGCCGUCUAAAGUUCCUGCGGGCCCUUAAGAACCUCAGGAGCAAGGCUUCCCUUCCUGUCUUGACGUCCUACGCCAUCAAUGGAACGAAAGCCACAAGUGUUGCAGCCUGGCGAGCCCUGGGUGCCCUCGACUCCAAACACAUCACCGAAAAGCUCAAAAUCGCGGCCAAGAGGACGUUCUUUCAAAUUGGCGGGCCCAAGAGAGACAGCAGCGCUAGAACCCUCGCUGCAGACAUCAUCCUCGAGAACGAGCCAUCGAUUGAGGAUCUCAGGCACUUCUUGGAGUACCUCACCACCACUGACUCCAUGUAUGAAGUCAGGAGGUACCUCAGCCAAAGGCUAGAGCAGCUGGCGGAGAAGAACUCCAUCUUUCGUGAGAAAUUCAAUGCCGCGAUCGACGCAGAAGCUAAGAGGGUCAAAAACUAUAACGUCCUGGCCCAUCGGGGACUCAGCACCGCAUUCACGAGACCUUUUCUGACGUCCGCUGCGAGUAAUGGAUCUCUGGUGACAGUUCAGGAAGUGAAUUCCGGACUUUUAAAGCGAGGAGUCGUUGAUGUCGUCAUGCAAACUGGUCCUCAUGAGGAGGCGCUCUUCUCCCUGGGCCUUUUUGCCGGUGGUCUCGGCAGUUUUAUGUCCUCAAACUCUCAAGAGGAAACGGACGAUGAGGAGGUCGCCACGGCGGGCAUGGAAAUCGGCAUCCUCGGAGUGGGAAUUAGACCCUUCGUUUUCUUCUCGGGACAGGGAGAGCUGAUGGGUCACGUGUGGUCGGGAACAGCAUCGGAGAGGACCUCGGCCUUCCAAACAAUUGCUAGUCUCCAUCGGCACCGGGAACUCGUGCCACUGAGUGUCGGCUUCAUCGCGGAGAUUGACGUGGAAGGGGCUGUAAGCUUUGACCUCGCUGGACAAAUUCAACUAUCCCUCUGGUCUAGAAAUGCUCAGUCUCUCGUGGAAAUGGGGGCAGGGGUUGUGGUGAAGGGAGGCUUCAGAAUUAAGUCUGACUUUGUAUUGAGUAAUUCCGAAUUUGCAUUGAUCCUGGAACCCAAAUUGGAGCUAUCAACUGAUGUUGAUUUCUCCGGACCCGUCAGCCUCUGCAUGAGACUUAUGCAGCCAGAUGUCUCCGCCGUACACCAGAUUUAUAAAAUUGAGAGGAUACCCGGUAGCAAGCACCGGCUCCGGAAGACGAGGAGGGUCGUUGUACCGACCCCGGCCAGAUCAUAUUUGCUCAACAAGAAGAACAACGAAAUGUGCUCGAAGGUAUUUAGUUAGUGACACAUCAUAAUUCAAGUGACUCAAGAAAUUCUAUCGUUAUCAGAACUAUCUUUUUCAAUUGCUACAUGUGUACAGUUUAAUAUUGUGAUGCAGUGAAGUGUUCCCAUACGUGAGAUUCAGUUCAUGAACAUCAGCUGGAAGAUAUCAUAGGAAUCAUUGAUGAUAUUUUUCUUCAUGCUCAUCAGAAUGAUAAUUUUAUCCAUUUACUCAUUUUCAAUUGAAUGUCAUUCAAUCUCGCAUUACUUGAAAGUCUGCUCAAGGCAUUUGUUUAGUUAUUUUUGUAUGAUAUAUCAAAUAAUUCAAGAUGCGACUGAUGAUCCCAGUGAUUGUUCUAUUCUGUUCGAUGAAUGCCAUAGUUUAUUAAUAAAAAAAUACAAAUAAGUAAGACAUA
Messenger RNA from Diachasmimorpha longicaudata, 3643 nucleotides. It is a transcript of the gene Mtp, whose product is annotated as Microsomal triacylglycerol transfer protein. The transcript is spliced from 5 exons. Gene Ontology annotation, biological process: lipoprotein metabolic process; lipid transport. Lineage: Eukaryota; Metazoa; Arthropoda; Insecta; Hymenoptera; Braconidae. Gene Ontology annotation, cellular component: Golgi apparatus; basolateral plasma membrane; endoplasmic reticulum. The record is from RefSeq and is a predicted model, not a curated record. Gene Ontology annotation, molecular function: lipid binding. The coding region runs from base 586 to 3249 and encodes 887 amino acids.